CACGGGCUGCCUACGGCGCACUGGCAGUGGCGUGCCGUGGAGGACGUCCUGGCGCAGGAAACCGGCGCAAAGCCAACUUGCCCCGUGUGCUGCGAGCGCCUACCCAGCGGCCCAUCGGCGCUGCUGCAGCACGUCACGGACUGCCUCGCCGCGAGCCGCGGCACCCCGUGGUUGGCCGAGGGAAAGCCGUUCGCUGUCUCGGCGAGCAAGCUCGGCUCCUACUUCAACUCCGGCGAGUGCGACCGCAUGCUGCACCGCCUCUGCGAGCGGGAGGGCAGGGGCUACAAGCCCGACGACAUCGAGGACCUCGACAAGCCGCUCACCACGGCGCACUCGUCCCGCGGCGCCCUCUGGGAGACGCAGAUUCCGCCGCGGCCGCCGCCAACGGCACGCCCUCUCCGCCGUGGAUGCUCUUCCAGCCCCUCUUCAAGGCACCGGCCGGGCCGCCCUUCGACCACUGCGACGUGAGCUUCUCCAACUCGUACGUCGACUUCCUGCUGCUGCGUUUCGUCUCCGGCGGCGGCGGCGCGGUCGUGGCGGAGCUGACUGUCAUCGACGCCAAGGCGACGGGCAAGGUCAAGGUAGGGGCCAUGGUGCAGGUGGCAUACUACGCUCUGCUGCUCGAGACGCUCAUUGCCACCGACCCGCGCCUCGCCGGCGUGCGGCGCCACCUGCGCCUCGCGCGGCACGGCGGUGUCUGGCUGUACGGAGAGGCGGCGCCGGCGCCCUUCCUCCUCCGGGAGGUGCGCGACAAGGUCGACGCCUUCCUCAGGGGCGGCGGCGGCCUCCGAGCCCUCCUCAGCCGCCGGCGCAAGCAGCAGACGUACAGGUCGCAGGAGUGGCGGCUGGCGCCGUCGUGCCGGAACUGCGGCUUCCAUGACGACUGCCGCGCCGACGCUCUCCCUGCGGGCGCGCGCGCGACACUGCACGCGCUCGGCCUUCCGCUGAGAGAUCGGCGGCAGCUCGAGCGCGCGGCCGGAGGGGCGUCGCUAGAUGCGCUCGUGACGCUCGCCGCGCAGCCCCAGCCCGACGGGGCGAGGCGCCGGCUCCUCUCUCGCAGCCUCCAGAUUGGGUACGCCCCCGACGGCCAGCCACGCACGCCGGCUGGCGUGCCCAGCCCUCGCGUUCGUGCGCUGGUCCAAGGCAAUCCCAUGCUCACCGGCCAGAGCAGCCUGACGCUCCCGCAGCGCGAGACGGUCGCCCUCUUCCUCACCAUUCUCGAGGACCCUUCGGCGCGCUCGGCCUACGCGUGGGCGCUCGGCGUCCGCGAGCGCUGCCCGGGCAAGGGCGCUUUCGAGCUGGUCAACUCGAGCUUCAUCCCGCCGAGCGACAUGAUCCCACUCCCGUGCCCGACCUGCAGCCCCCACCGGCCGCUGCAGCGCGAGGGACAGAGG
Emiliania huxleyi CCMP1516 is the source of this 1394-nucleotide messenger RNA. RefSeq lists its product as hypothetical. The transcript is spliced from 5 exons. Lineage: Eukaryota; Haptophyta; Isochrysidales; Noelaerhabdaceae. The annotation marks the transcript as partial. The record is from RefSeq and is a predicted model, not a curated record.